Molecule: messenger RNA, 338 nt
Organism: Drosophila novamexicana
Lineage: Eukaryota; Metazoa; Arthropoda; Insecta; Diptera; Drosophilidae
Exons: 1
Coding region: 34-225 (63 amino acids)
Source: RefSeq, a predicted model, not a curated record
CAAAGCAGCAGCGGGUCAGGAAUAGAUAAUACGAUGACGCCCAAGUUUCUCAUCUACCUGACGUUGGUGGCCAUGUUAGUGGUCUUCUCCGCGCCUGCAGCCGAGGGCACUUUCAUACUAUUGGCGUGCCUGGCAAGGUCACCACUUUGUCCCUUCCACACCACGACUCCAGUAUGUCCUGGUACCGGUAGCACCUACAGUCCGAUAACUCGCGAAUGUGCUUAAGUUGCAUUCAAAAUAUCUAGAGAUAUUUCCACUUAGAUGUUUCCUCGACAGACUAUAAUUAUGAAUUGUAUUCGAGCUGAAGUUCGAAAUAAAUAUUAAAUAUCGCAUUGCAA